This is a messenger RNA of Puma concolor (puma), 909 nucleotides long. NCBI's taxonomy places the organism in Eukaryota, Metazoa, Chordata, Mammalia, Carnivora, Felidae. The record is from RefSeq and is a predicted model, not a curated record.
AUGGCUGACCCCUGCUACUCUAGGACUUGUGUUAUUGCCGCGUCCACCCUGUCCGUCUGCUCCAGUGACCUGAGCCGUGGCAGCCGCGUCUGCUCACCCAGUGCUUGCACUGGAUCCUCCUGGCAGGUGGACAGUUGCCAGGAGAGCUGCUGCGAGCCCCCGAGCUGCGCCCCGGCCCCCUGCCUGACCCUCCUGUGCGGCCCCUCCUCCCCCUGCCAGGGAGACUGCUGCACCCCUGCGUGCUGCAAGCCCGUCUGCUGCACCCCUAGUGCUCUUAUGAGUCUGUGCUGCACCCCUGUGUGCUGCAAGCCCGUGUGCUGCACUCUGUCUGUCUGCAAGCCCGUCUGCUGCACCCCUGCAUGCUGCAAGCCCGUCUGCUGCACCCCUGUGUGCUGUGAGGACUCCCCCUGCUCACGCCCCUCCUGCUGCCAGCCCGGCCAGACUCCUCGCUGCAGAUCUCCUCUGCCUUGUCCCGUGUCCCAGGCCGCCUGUUGCUGCACCCCUGUGUGCUGCAAGCCUGUCUGCUGCACCCCUGUGUGCUGCGAGGACUCCCCCUGCACAACCUCUUCAUGCUGCCAGCCCGCCUGCUGCACCUCCUCCCCCUGCCAGGAAGACUGCUGCACCCCCGUGCACUGCAAGCCUGCCUGUCUGCACCCUGUCUGUUGCAGGCCCGUUAACGCACUCUGUCUGCUGGGACUCCCCUGCUCACCCCCCUCCUGUUGCCAGCCCAGCCCCUGCUGCAGACCCUCCUCCUGCGUGUCCCUGCUCUGCCGCCCCGUGUGCAGGCCUGCCUGCUGUGCCCCUGCCUCCUCCUGCUACCGCCCAGCCUCCUGCGUGUCCCUGCUCUGCCGCCCCGCGUGCCCCAACCCUGCCUGCUGCGGCCCCGCCUCAGGCCAGUCCUGCUGCUGA